Messenger RNA from Glycine soja, 2180 nucleotides. RefSeq names its product cation/H(+) antiporter 24-like. Gene Ontology annotation, cellular component: endomembrane system; membrane. The record is from RefSeq and is a predicted model, not a curated record. Gene Ontology annotation, biological process: regulation of pH; proton transmembrane transport. Lineage: Eukaryota; Viridiplantae; Streptophyta; Magnoliopsida; Fabales; Fabaceae. The coding region runs from base 51 to 2165 and encodes 704 amino acids. Gene Ontology annotation, molecular function: antiporter activity. The transcript has 2 exons.
UGAUUGUUGGGCCUUCCUUUUUGGGGCAAUCUAGAUGGUUCCAACGACACAUGAUGACGGAGUCAACCCAAUUCAUAAUGCGCAAUCUUGGAGUAAUGGGAUUCAUGUUCUUUCUUUUCAUGUAUGGUGUGAGGAUGGAUCCAACACUUUUAAGAAAAUCAGGAAAAUUGCACGUAUCAACUGCAUUCAUAAGCAUAACAAUCCCCAUGGUGACAGCGUUUGUUGUGGCACUAUGCAUGAGAAAAAACAUGGACAAAGAAAUGGCCUUGAUUCCUUCAUUAGGAUCAAUAUCAGGUUACUUGGGGAUCACAGCAUUCCCUGUUCUCUACCACAUCCUCAAAGAGUUUAACCUUCUAAACUCAGACAUGGGUCGAAGUGCACUGUCCAUAGCAUUAAUUGGUGACUCAUUUGGUAUGCUUUGUAUCAUGGCAUUUGAGGCAUCAAGUCAAGGAGAAACUAAGAUGAUCAAUACCUUAUGGUAUAUGAUUUCUUUUGUGGGCUUGAUGGCAUUCCUUAUGUUUUGUGUUAGACCCGCUAUGAUAUGGAUCAAUAACAAUACUCCAGAAGGGCACCCUGUGCAACAGUCCUUUGUGGUUGCAAUUUUUCUAGGGGCUCUUGUAAUGGGCUUCUUAACUGACAUGUUUGGCAUAGCAAUUGCUAAUGGGCCAGUGUUUUUGGGCCUGGUAAUUCCAGAUGGGCCUCGUGUGGGAGCAACAAUUGUACAAAAGACCGAAACAAUUAUGGCUGAUAUUCUUCUACCAUUCUCAUUCAUUAUGGUGGGAUCAUACACUGAUUUCUAUGCCAUGAGUGCUUCUGGUUGGUCCAGCUUAGAACCAUUGAUUGUCAUGGUUAUUACUGGCUACGUUCUCAAAUUCUUUUCCACUUGGAUUGUUCUACAUUUCUGGCGAAUGCCUCUCAGAGAGGGACUAACCCUUAGCCUCACUUUGAGCUUAAGAGGCCAUAUUGAACUUAUAUUGUUUGUGCAUUGGAUGGACAAAAAUUAUAUAUAUUACUGUCAUCUCUAUAUUUCAAAGACAUUCGAUCCAAUACAAUUGUUGUUGUGGUUACAGAUCUUACAUAUUCCAGACUUCACAUUAUUGGUUCUUAUGACAACAAUACUGACAGCAACAUUCGCUCCUUUGAUAAACAUAUUAUAUGAUCCAACAAAGCCAUACAUGGUGAACCAAAGAAGGACCAUUCAACACAACCCUCCAGAUGAAGAGCUUAGAAUAGUGUUAUGUAUUCUUGACACUGAAACCAUAAAUGGUUUCAUCCGUUUGCUUGAUAUCUCAAAUCCAAACUCAAGCAGCCCCUUAUCUAUUUCUGUUGUUAGACUAGCUGAGCUUGUAGCACGUGCCAACCCUUUGUUCUUAGACCAUGAAAAGCAACGAGUGCCUCCAAAUUAUCAAUGGACAAACACCAUAAAUGCCCUCACACAGCAUCAGCAACACAAAGGAAUGUUAAUGAAGCUCCAUUUCUUCACAGCUGUGACUCCAAAGCAGACAAUGUUCAGAGACAUAUGUGAGCUUGCCCUAGAACAAGAGGCUUCUUUGAUCAUCUUACCUUUCAAAUCUUCUUCUGAUGUUCACAACCACUCAGUGAAUUCACAAGUCUUGAACACUGCACCUUGCUCAGUUGCAAUUUUUGUUGAUAAGGGGCUUCCAGAUAUCAACAACAUAGGCAGUAGUAGUACUUCCUUUCGUCGAAGCCAGUAUCGAUUCGCCGUGUUGUUUCUUGGUGGUGGAGAUGCUAGAGAGGCUCUUGUUUAUGCAGAUAGGAUGGUUGCUAACCAAGAUGUGUCCCUCACAGUUAUAAGAUUUCUCUCUCGCAACUUUAAAGGGUACAAUGAAAUUGAGAAGAAGCUUGAUGAUGGAAUUGUGACUUGGUUUUGGGUUAAGAAUGAGAUUAAUCAAAGAGUGGUGUAUAGAGAGGUGCUGGUUAGUAAUGGAGAAGAAACAAUUGAAGAAAUUCAAGCCAUGAAUGAUGGUGCUUUUGAUCUUUUGAUUGUGGGAAGAAAACAUGGAAUAAACCCAAUUCUUCUCACUGGGUUAUCAGAAUGGAGUGAAAGUGACGAGUUGGGACUCAUAGGAGACUAUGUUUCCUCUGCAGAUUUUUUUGGCUCAGCUUCUGUUUUAGUUGUUCAACAACAAAUCUUAAGAGGCUAAUAAAAUUGGGAUCUG